AUGCCUCCGGACAGGAAAUUGAAGGUCAUUAUCGCGGGUGCUGGUAUUGCCGGUCUCUCCGCGGCAAUUGCCCUACAACGGCUCCCUUAUCUGGAUGUUGAGUUGUAUGAACAAGCACCCGAGCUGAAGGAAAUCGGAGCCAGCAUCGCUCUCAGUCCGAAUGGACUUCGCACCCUGGAGAAGCUUGGUGUUUUCAACGCCCUUGGUGACGAGGUCGCCUUCCGUGGCCCCAGCGGCGUUCCGAUGAUCUACCGCCAUUGGAAGACAAACCAGAUCGUGCACCAGGAGCAUUUUGUGGACGUGCCAGUCCAUCGCCACCAGACGGCCAGGUUUCAUCGCGGACACCUGCACGCAGCACUGCUGCAGCAUGUCCCAUCGGAGCAGAUUCAUUUGAACAAGAAAACUGUUUCCGCAUCUGUAGAUUCGGAGAAAGCAGCCUUAUUCUUCGCCGAUGGUACUUCUGUCCAAGGGGAUAUCUUGAUCGGCGCAGAUGGGAUUCACUCGAAAGUUCGCCAAUCCUUCCUCCCAGACCACCGCCCGAAAUGGACGAACAAGGUCUUCUUCCGUUCAACGUUUGACACAUCCUUGGUGGAGGGUAUAUCUGACUUACCGCGGGAUUCGGCGCACUGGUGGGGUCCGACUGAAAACUUCUUCGCAUCUCGACUUGGGAAAAAUCAAUACACAACUGUUGCCAACUUUGAUGUCACAGACAUUCCCGAGAAAGUGUCAAAGAAUCUGGAUUGGAACGCUGAGGGAAACGUGCAGUUCCUGAAAGACAAAUUCAAAGAUUGGAAUCCGGUCGUUCGGGCUCUAAUAGAUGCAACUCCUUACACUCGCGUCUAUCCCAACUUCGCAGGGGAGCCAUUGCCCACAUGGAUCUUCGGAUCCCGCGUGACACUCGUCGGGGAUGCAGCGCAUACACACGGCGGGGCAUUCGCUGCGGGAGGAUCGCUGGCUAUCGACGACGCAUAUGCAUUGUACCUGGCAUUCAACCAUGUCUUCUCAGUGAAUCAAGCCGAUUUCGCAGCGGGGAGGAUAGAACAUGCUCUGAGGCUAUACGAUAAAACACGUCGGCCACAUACAGAGCGGCUGUUGAAUAUCGUCAUUAAGGGUAUCGGUCAAGCACAGGUUGAGCCGUCUGAGAGUGCGCUUGUGCACCGAUUCAAGAAUAAGCCUGACACGACCUGGCUAUCGGAGCAUGAUGUAGAGAAGGCUUUUACAGAUGUGGUCAGUCGGGCUGAUGUCCCAGGCCGGGCAAGCAAGAUAUGACUCUCACGGCUAGACCGUGUAUAUAAGCAGGCAUCAAACAAUCCGUGAUAGACACAAAAUCAAACUCUAUGGACAAUUCGAACCCACCCGGCGCCUAGGAACGAGCUCGGCGGGAGUACUGUCAAGAGAAUUCGGCCGCAGCACCAACCCAGCACAUUUCUACUGUCGCGGCACGGGUUUUCUUGCCCUUGUGGCUAUUACUGUGAUGUGUCUUGCUCAUAUCGAUCCUUGUAGCAGCGGCGGCAGCAGCUCAGCCGAACCCGGGACUGGGACAAUCUUCUACUUAACCGCGCACAGCUGCCCCAGCGACCGCGGCAUGACGGGGCGCACGCUUACGAUCAUUGAAAUAUGGCUUGCUCUGGGAUGGACAUGAUAGCGCCGAAACUAACUACGAUCACCCACCGUCUGCGGGCAAUGGAGGCCAACGCAGCUACCGGAGCAAUCUACAGCAUGAGCUCGUCUGGACCUGCAGACGAGGAGCUCGCGAGUGUGACGGUACCGUGACGAACGGCGGACAGGGACUGCAUCCCAGUUUUGGGACGAUUGGGUUCAAGGUGGGCUUCGCGACUAUAUCCCUUCCCGGGCACUUGAUUGAGAUGGACCGUCAACUUCCUUUUUGGGGAGGUUUUUCGCAAUGAAUGGGAGCUGCAGGGCCUGGAUGUUGCUCUGUUUGAUGCCUUUUUUGGGCAGUUGGCUUGAGUCAUAAAGGAGGCUGAGCACGCACUCGAUUACCCAUGUCGUAUAUGUAGCAUGAAUGCUCCAGGAACCUGGGAAAUGUUUCCUGAUCAGGUUCAGAAGUGCCGAUAGCACGGUAGAUAUUUACUCCACUUCUAUCUUGAGUAUAUACAGAGCAUAUAUGGACAGGCUAUACAACCUCCCUGAGAAUCCCCGAAAGAGCCACAACCUCCCUCUCCACCAACGGACCAACAUACUCCUUAUGCCCACGAACAUAGUACCAGAACACACUGAACAGAAUCACGCCACCCGUGACGAGAAUGCUGUAGUUCAUCGUCGACGCAGUGACCUGCUGCGAGGGCGGCCAGACGCUCCAGAAGAUAACGAAGAUCAUGUACAGACAUGCGUAGGCGUUGUUGAGGGUGCCGAGGAGACCCGGGACUUUCCAGGGGCCCCAGAAGAGCUGGCCCGGUGCGUAGGCUAUCAGAUCCGAGUUGCUGUUGCUGUUGUUGUCGUUGUCUUGUUCAUCCGGUUGUUGGGAGGUGGAGGGGGAGGGGGAUGUCU
Molecule: messenger RNA, 2508 nt
Organism: Monascus purpureus
Lineage: Eukaryota; Fungi; Ascomycota; Eurotiomycetes; Eurotiales; Aspergillaceae
Source: the annotation of a GenBank genome assembly